UGUAGGACAAAUGAUGCCGAGGAGGACUUUAUACCCACUGGAGACACUCCUAUAGACUCGUAUCCCAACUGGUUGAAAUUCCACAUUGGGAUCAAUCGAUAUGAAUUGUAUUCUCGCUACAACCCUGUUAUCGAAGCUUUGCUGCAAGAUCUAGUCACUCAGAGGAUCUCCAGCGUGGCUAUGAAGUCCGGGGGCACACAACUGAAACUCAUCCUGACUUUCCAGAACUAUGGACAAGCACUGUUUAAACCGAUGAAGCAGACCAGAGACCAGGAAACGCCUCCGGAUUUCUUUUACUUCUCGGACUACGAGAGACACAACGCUGAAAUUGCGGCCUUUCACCUGGACAGAAUUCUGGACUUCCGAAGAGUGCCGCCCGUCGCUGGAAGGCUGGUCAAUAUGACGCGAGAGAUCCGAGAUGUAACUCGGGAUAAGAAGCUCUGGAGGACAUUCUUCAUAUCACCAGCGAACAAUGUUUGUUUCUAUGGCGAAUGCUCAUAUUACUGCUCCACGGAGCAUGCGCUGUGUGGGAAGCCGGAUCAGAUUGAAGGCUCCCUGGCGGCUUUCCUGCCAGACCUGGCCUUGGCCAAGAGGAAAACGUGGCGGAACCCGUGGCGACGCUCCUACCACAAACGCAAGAAAGCCGAAUGGGAGGUCGAUGCUGACUUCUGUGAAGAGGUAAAGCAGACUGCCCCCUACCACAGCGGCUCCAGGCUUUUAGAUGUUAUGGAUAUGACUAUUUUUGACUUUCUGAUGGGAAACAUGGAUCGUCACCACUAUGAAACGUUCGAAAAAUUUGGAAACAAUUCGUUCAUUAUUCACUUGGAUAAUGGACGAGGGUUUGGAAAACAUUCUCACGACGAGCUCUCUAUCCUGGUGCCACUGACCCAGUGCUGUCGGAUAAAGCAGUCGACUUACCUGCGUCUGCAGCUGUUGGCGAGAGAGGAGUACAAGCUGAGUGAGGUGGUGCGAGAGUCUUUACUGAAGGACAAGCUCUCGCCCGUCUUAAUAGAGCCACACUUGAGAGCGAUGGACAGGAGACUGAGGAUCAUCCUGAAUUCUGUCAGUGACUGUAUUGAGAAGGAAGGAUAUAGCAAUGUUAUUGGAAACGACACAGACGACAAUAUUAAUUCUAUCCCAACUGAAAGGUAGUUGGGACAAAGGUUUUUUUUUGUUGUUUUUUUGGUUUGGUUCUUUUUUUCAGGUUUUUUUUACUAGCAGAGUAAGAAGAAAAUGGAAAGUCUUGCCGAGACUGUCUAUUUAUGUUACUUCCUUGAAUUCAGUGAAUUCACCACCACGAUGACAGGUGUUAAUUGUUCCCAGAUAUGUAAAGUACCGACUCGGUCGCAGAUUAUUGUAAUUAAAAGAUUUCUAAGUUGAAAGCAUUUAUCGGGGUGGUGGGGAGGAGAGGGAAAAUGCGACGUUUCGUAACUGAGUCUGUGCAGCAGUUAUCUUGGAAUCAAUGGAUAUUCCAUCUCGCCUUUUCCUGUGAGACUUAAAGUGUAACUUUAAAGGUAAAGAGUCAGAAAAACACAAGAAGAAGAAUUGCGUCAAUCGACAGCGCUCUCGCCUCUGAGUCAGAGGAUCGUGGGUUCAAACCCCCACGUUGGGACUUUGAGCUCACAGUCUAGGCUGACCCUCCAGUACAGUGCUGGGGAUGCCCUGUAUUGUCAGAGGUGCCGCCCUUCUGAUGAGGCGUUAAACCGAGGUUCCGUCUACCUGUUCAGGUGGACGUUAAAGAUCCCACGAUGCUAUUGGAAAAGAGAAGGGAUUUUUCUCCCAGUGUCCUGGCUGACAAUCUAAUUGUUGGUCAUUCGCUUCAUGGCUGUUUGUGGGACAUUGCUGUGAGCAAAUUGGCUGCUGUGUUUGUCACUGGACUACACUAAGAUCUUGUGAAGCGCUUCGAGAUGUCUUGACUGAGUGACAAAUGUAAGGAUUAUUAUUCAGCCCUUCACGGCUGAUCUGUCACAUUUCCCUGCCUUUUCACCAUAUCCCUCGACAGCUCUGCCCACCAAAUAUCUAUGUGCCUCCCUCUGAAACAUUUCAACUGACCCGGCGUGUCAAACCGUGAAACUAUUUGGAAGCCGUUUAUUCCGUAGUUUCUUAAAGAGAAAUUGAGGAAUUUCGCAUGCAAUUUCUGCACAAUCUUAAAUUCCAAAGGAAGGACCAUCUCAAAGGCUGAGACGAGGUGGGAUUUCAGGGCCUGGAUGUGACGGAAUCUGUUAUGAAAGGUUUGCCUGGUUUCACUCCUCAUCGUUGCUCUUUCUUGACAGUAUCGGAUACUGAGAUGUGAAUGUCUAAAGGCAGCAGAAUGCGAUGUUCAAGUGUAAAACGGUAAAGGAAACCGGUGAAACGGACAAAUACUUGAAUGUUGGUUAAGUUGAUUUCAGCCAAUUGAGCAUUGCUUUUACAACGAAACAAAUAGCGAGAUGAGCAGUGGCUUUGGUCUGGUUUAGACUGUGGUAGGCGAGCUGUGGGUUUAUCUUUCCAGCUUUUGCUUUUCUAGUUCCGUGCGUGUGGACUGAAGAGGCCGCUGUGUGCAGAUGGUUAGGCUUGCGUUAACGAUGUUCUCCCCCUUCCCCCUGUGAGUCUUGUUUUGCGACAUGGUUUUACAAAGUGCAAUAAAGAGAUGGCAAUUG
Callorhinchus milii (elephant shark) is the source of this 2639-nucleotide messenger RNA. RefSeq names its product FAM20C golgi associated secretory pathway kinase. Gene Ontology annotation, cellular component: Golgi apparatus. The annotation marks the transcript as partial. Lineage: Eukaryota; Metazoa; Chordata; Chondrichthyes; Chimaeriformes; Callorhinchidae. The record is from RefSeq and is a predicted model, not a curated record. The transcript is spliced from 9 exons. Gene Ontology annotation, biological process: protein phosphorylation. Gene Ontology annotation, molecular function: protein serine/threonine kinase activity.